AUGGACCUGACAAAGCAGGCUCGUCUUCGCAACCCGGACGACUUCCCGACCCUCCAGCUCUUUCUCCUUGCCAUUGUUCGCCUUGCCGAACCAAUCGCUCUCACCUCCAUCUUUCCCUAUGCCUGGCCUCUGGUCAAGAGAUUCAAGAUUGGAAACGAGGAAGAUGCCUCCUUCUACUCAGGCCUUCUCAUCUCUUCCUUCUCCCUCGCCGAGGCCCUCAUGGGCAUGUACUGGGGCGGCUUGUCUGAUCGCGUCGGCCGCAAGCCUGUCCUCAUCCUCGGCUGCGUGGGCACCAUGCUUAGUAUGAUCAUGGUGGGAUUCGCUUCCAACAUCUGGAUUGCUCUGGCCGGACGCGCCAUCGGAGGUUUUCUCAACGGCAACAUUGGCGUCAUUCAGACCAUGGUUGGUGAGCUCGUCACCAAGCCCGAGCAUGAACCGAAAGCAUUCUCCGUCAUGCCCUUCGUCUGGAGCAUUGGAACCAUCAUCGGUCCUUGCAUUGGCGGAACUUUUGCCGACCCUCACGAAUCCUGGCCCGAUGCCUUCCCCGUGGGCUCUCUGUUCGAGCGAUACCCCUAUCUGUUGCCCAACCUUGUCUGCGCCGCUCUUCUGUUCAUGAGCAUCGUCAUGGGCAUCUUCCUGUUGGAAGAGACUCACCCCGACAUGAAGCCUCGAGUUCUUCUGCCCGCCGACACCUACCUCUCUGAAGAGACGCCGCUGCUGGAGACUUCAGACGCCAUGAAGCGCCCGGCGGUGGAUCUGCGCGACGAGACCUACGGAACGAUUCGGGCCAACGGCAGCAGGAACAGCGGCGAGGAAUGCUCCGACCGCAGCUCGAGCGAGGCAGCAGCCGAAAAGACGAAGCCCGCCUCGAUCUGGAACCAGCGCAUCGUCGGCUUUAUCGUCUCGCUGUGCAUCUUCACCUACCACUCGAUGACCUACGACCACCUCAUGCCCAUCUUCUUUGAAGAUGACCGAGUCUCGGUAAAUACUCUCUCCAAAUUUGGUGCUUUUUCGCCCUUUUACUCUCCCGGAGGCCUGGGCCUGUCUCUGCGAGAGGUCGGAAUGAUCAUGGCUGUCAACGGAGCCAUCGCUCUGUUUGUGCAGGCCGUCAUCUUCCCCCUGGCAGCCGAGAAGAUUGGUGUUUACCGCCUGUUUCUCCUUGUCACAGUGCUGCACCCCAUCGCCUACGCCAUUGUCCCCUUUCUCCUUUACGUUCCCGAAUCCAUCCUCUUCCCCGCCAUCUACUUCUGCCUUGCGGUACGCAACCUCCUCUCCAUCACUCUCUACCCUCUCCUCCUGAUCCUGAUCAAAGGGGCCACCCCUUCUGCGAGUGCCCUGGGCAAGGUCAACGGCUUGGCCGCCAGCGCUGGCGCCGCCUGCCGCAUGAUUGCGCCACCGAUCGCAGGCUACCUCUACACACUCGGCAGUCAGGUCGAUUGCACCGCCUUGCCGUGGUACUGCAGCGCUCUGGUUGCCGUUAUCGGCGCCGUGCAAUGCUUCUCCGUCCCCCGAGAUCAUAACUGCCAGCGAUCCGAGGAUGACCCCGAGGAUCUCUCAACCGCCAGGCCCACUGAAGUUUCAGUCGAGGUUGUCGAGAUUUGAAGAAACACAAAGAGACAAUCAUAAAAUGAUGCUUUGAGCAAAGAAAGAAGACACAAGAAUGAUUGAACGGCAUCCUUGUAAUAGGAGCCGUUUCACGAAGACACCACCUGCAAGUUGCAGUGGUGGAAAAGUUAAUCAUGAUGCACAGGUCUACGCGCGAUACAACGGCAUUUUGGUUACGGAACGAGGUUCAGAUGGUCUAUAUACCCGAUGAUUCCUGUCUGCGUUGGUCGGUAUUGCUUAUGGUUUACAACUUUGGAAUGGGUCAAAGGAUGUACAAUCGGCGCACAUAAACUGUGUAUUUCGGCGUUUGGGGGGAACCGGAAAAGUGUAUGCUUAUACUACUAGGCAGUAUUUUAUCUCUCUCUCGUCCUCAUAAAAUGAAGAGGACUAGAUAGCAUUAGAGACUAGACGAUAUAGUU
Messenger RNA from Trichoderma citrinoviride, 2024 nucleotides. Its product is annotated as MFS general substrate transporter. Gene Ontology annotation, molecular function: transmembrane transporter activity. The transcript has 3 exons. Gene Ontology annotation, biological process: transmembrane transport. Lineage: Eukaryota; Fungi; Ascomycota; Sordariomycetes; Hypocreales; Hypocreaceae. The record is from RefSeq and is a predicted model, not a curated record. Bases 1 to 1602 code for a protein of 533 amino acids.